CAAUUCUCUUCAGUUGCAAAGAACAGAAGACGGCAAUUUGUGCUCUAUAAAUGUGCGAGAGGCAAAAGAACACAAACAGAAAGAACAGAAAUAUUUGGAAAGAAGAACAGGGGAAAAGAGCCCACAAGCACGGAUGACUGCAGGACAUCUGGCCAGUUCUACAUACCAGGAAAACGUACAAUCCUGUCUUGAAGAUCAACACAGCUAUUGUAUUAAUGGUAUCUGCAUAUUUAAUAAGGAACUACAGGUGCCCACCUGCAGGUGCCUCACAGGUUACAGUGGCGAGAGAUGUGAACAUUUGAUGUUGAACUCCCAUGCGCAGGACCCUUAUGACCAUUACAUUGCUGUCGGGAUUGGGGCUGGAAUAUUGCUAAUAGGUAUUUUUGCUGCCAUCUACUGCUGCCUAAGAAAAAGGUACAGAAAAACCAGACUCCUCCUACAAAGUCUGCCAUGAGGAGACAGCACUGUGAAGGUCUUCUGGGUGGUGUAUGUGUUUGCUGAUGAACUAGGUGUGGUGGCCAAAGAAAACCAGAGUCGGCAAAAGACUUUGUGGGCUGCUAGCUGCUAAGAUCCUUCUUGCCUGCCUUGUCCUUAGCUUCUGAGCAGAACGUUGCAGAGGCCUUGCGCCAUGGACGAGGCGAAAUAUGUGCUCUGUCCUCCCGAGUGGCACUGUUGAUCUGUGUGGUUCAAUGUUGUCCCCUCCGAGUGGUAGUUUUCUGCAGAGUCUUGGGUCUCUUUUUUGCAUCUAGAGAUGUGGGGGACUGAACUUGGCUUGCCGAUCGGAAGGUCAGCGGUUCGAAUCCCCGCGACGGGGUGAGCUCCCGUUGCUCUGUCCCAGCU
This is a messenger RNA of Podarcis muralis (Common wall lizard), 840 nucleotides long. The record is from RefSeq and is a predicted model, not a curated record. NCBI's taxonomy places the organism in Eukaryota, Metazoa, Chordata, Lepidosauria, Squamata, Lacertidae.